Trypanosoma rangeli is the source of this 1179-nucleotide messenger RNA. RefSeq lists its product as uncharacterized. The transcript has a single exon. The record is from RefSeq and is a predicted model, not a curated record. The coding region runs from base 1 to 1179 and encodes 392 amino acids. NCBI's taxonomy places the organism in Eukaryota, Euglenozoa, Kinetoplastea, Trypanosomatida, Trypanosomatidae.
AUGAGCGUGGCGGACCGACUGCGAGCGUUCCGCUACGUCACGGGUGCCCGUGAGAUCCCGUGGACGCACCUGCGCAGCGUCGAUGUUGCGGCGCACCGGGUGCAGGAGCCGGAAUUGCAUAUGAUGAAGAACUUAAUUUCCCUUCUCUCCGAUUGCAGCCUCGUCGGUGCGACGUCACCCACCACAGGCACGACGGAUGUCUAUCAGCUUCUCAGUGUCAUGCAGCUUGCCCUGCAGUUCACCCUUUGGUCGCAGUCGGUCCUCAAGGAGGAGUUAGUGGAGAAGCAAAGCGGCGGCGUGGUGCAACGGAUCAACUCGCAGUACGUGGAGGGACUCGAAAAAAAAUUGGAGAGCUCCCGCCAAGAAGCCAUCACGCUGCGGGAGGAACGCGACAGUAUGCAGCUUGCCUCUCGAAGCCUCGAGCACCGCCUCACUCAGGCCGAGGCAACCAUAAGAUGCCUUGAAAAGGAUCUCGCGUUUGAGCGUCAGCGGCUGAAAGAGGCGAUGACCCUUUUUGCAACACGACCGCAAGAGGACCCGCAGCAACCGAGUAAGAAGAAGCUGCGUCAGCGGCAGCUGCAAGAACUCUUUGUGCCAACAUCGAAGACGAUGCCUAUUCCACAGCCCAGUCUUCCUUAUUACUCCCAACGCCACGCAGAUGAAGUUCCACAGGGCGGGCGGGAAGGUGUUUACACGCGUCCUCGUCAUCAAAACGAAAUUGACAAGGGGCCACAACGGCAAGAGUGCUCAUUCAUUAGUGACGGUGACGCUGUCAUCAAGUCGUUUUUUCGGGGCGAGGAGCCGAUGUGUGUGGGUCAGCAGCACCGCGGUGAUGAAUGUGCAACCUUGCUGCGUCAGUUACUGCAGUUGAGGCAAGAGGGCACUUGUUCCUCGCCGCUGCCCCCGGCCAACGAGCGUCCCAGAAGAGUGGGUGACGCAGAAACUCCUGCCAGUAUUUUGAAUGUUCUUCACGAUGAUAUAAAAGAGGCGCAAGCCCAAAUAGUGGCAACGAGCCAAGCAGCGUGUCGCUCCCUUGAAAGCGCCGUCGCAAGUAGCUUGCAGCGAACUGAAGCUAUGGUCCAGCGAGCCGAGCAGUGCAUGGAUACAUUUCGGACCGCGCUGUUGGAGUCUGGCGCAAAGACUAUGUCGGCCGCAGAAAACUCUUCGUUUUCUUCCUGA